This is a messenger RNA of Scomber scombrus (Atlantic mackerel), 2931 nucleotides long. RefSeq names its product MINDY lysine 48 deubiquitinase 4 (gene mindy4). Gene Ontology annotation, molecular function: K48-linked deubiquitinase activity; cysteine-type deubiquitinase activity. The coding region runs from base 1 to 2133 and encodes 710 amino acids. NCBI's taxonomy places the organism in Eukaryota, Metazoa, Chordata, Actinopteri, Scombriformes, Scombridae. The record is from RefSeq and is a predicted model, not a curated record. The transcript has 18 exons. Gene Ontology annotation, biological process: protein K48-linked deubiquitination.
AUGGCCGUUUCAAUUGAAGAAGUGUCUGCAUCCCUUGUACGGGAAUAUCUGAGUCGAAAGGGACUCAAGAGAACGAUCGCCUGCAUGGAUGAGGAGCAUCCUUGCACAGUUUCCAGUAUCAACAACAGAUCACACUUGAGACAGGUUCUCCACAUAGAGGAUCUCUAUAGAAAGAAUAAAGUGCAGAAUUCCCCUCUGAAAACAUUACUGGAGAUUAUUGUAAAGCAUCACGUUGAGGGCCUUAAAGAUGACAACAUGAGCUGCAAUGAAAGUGAUUCCCCACAGCCUGCCUUAACUGUCACCUCGACUGUUAAUUCACCUGUAAUAAAUCCAUCGGAGAUGAAAGACUCAAUGACAGAGCAUGGCACAGCAGCCUUUGUUACUAGCAAUCCCACCAAAUUAAGGUCACAUAUCAAGGGACCCCGCCCUUGUCAACCCACAGGUACAUUAGUAUUUCCUGAAUCAAACAGACUGUCCACCCAUACUAAGAAGGGUCUCUGGAUUUGUGACUCAGCUGACCAAAAAGGCCAGUUGCUGAUGGCUUCACCUCAGGACAAUGACAGCUUAAUCAGGAGAGAACCAGGAAAAAAGACUUCCACGACUGAGAGCAUCCAAAGGAGCAGAAACAGUCGAAUUACUCGUGGAAUGAUGGCUGGACCAAUAGCUAGCACACCCCAGGAGUCAAACAAAAGAAGGCAGAGUCGAAGGGUAGAAGUGCCUCAGCCAUUGCUCAGAAAAGAAGAAGAAGAAGAAAACAGGCAGUCAAAGGAUGGACUUUUAGUGACUGGUUUACAUCAACAAAGCUUAGAAAGCUGCCUAGACCACGUAGCAGUGAGACGGGAGUCACGGAGCACACCACAGAGAGUGCAAAGUGAAAACAGCUUUGAAGAAGUGGGACAAGACAUACUGAAGACAAGAAAGUUAAACAGUGUUAGUCCACUAAAUUUAGCUGAUUUGGAUGUGUCAGAGAUGGUGUUAGAUGACAUAGAUGAUGAGGAUGACUUGCGAGAACUCUCCAAAGUGUCCUUUCAGAGAACCAUCGCAGAACAGAGUUAUGCAGGCCGCCCGAUGGACCAACACACUGCCAUGGAAUUGAAAGCGGUUCUUCUCGGUUCUUGCUUAAAUUGUUUCAGUGUUGAGUGGAGGAAUCAGGAUUUCACAUUCUCAAACACGCAUGACUUGAGAUAUGGAAUUGUGCAGAAAAAGGGUGGUCCUUGCGGAGUUUUGGCAUCCGUCCAAGCUUUUGUUCUAAAGAAACUGCUGUUUGAAAACACUGAAAGCAGUAAUACAGGCCUUCAGAGGUUAAGACCUUCAAACACCACCAGGAGAAAGUGUCUUGUUUUAGCCACAGCUGAAAUCCUUUGGAGGGCUGGGGAGGAAAAAAAGGCCACAAUUGCAAUAAGUUCAGGAAGAAAUCAUUUCACCCCAACUGGACGCUACAAGUCUGAAGGAGUGUUUGAAAAGAUAACAUGUUUCACUGUGGAUAACAUGAAGGACCUGCAGCUGCUUCUGGAGCAGCAUAUUGAGCAGUUUGAGACUGGGGUGUUGGGAUGCCUACUGCUGACCAUAUCUGCUGUUCUCUCUCGAUCUGUUGAAAAAGUCAGAGAGGAUAUGGACGUUCCCACCACCACACUCAUCGGAGCCCAUGGCUACUGCACUCAGGAGCUGGUCAACCUGUUGCUCUGUGGCCAAGCUGUUUCUAACGUCUUUGACGAUGACAUGGAGUUGGAUUCAGGCAAUGGCAACAUAACCCUCCUCAAGGGAAUUAAAGGUCACUCUGACAUUGGCCUGCUGUCCUUGUUUGAACAUUAUAACAUCUGUAAGGUAGGAGCUUAUUUGAAGACUCCCCUUUACCCCAUUUGGGUGGUGUGCAGUGAAAGCCACUUCAGCGUGUUGUUUGGCCUGCAGAGGGAGCUGUUGACUAAUCAGGACAAGGGUCUGGAGUUUGACCUCUACUAUUAUGAUGGACUGGCCAAUCAGCAGGAGGAGAUCCGCCUCACUGUCUCUGUUGGCAAACCGGCGCUGAGCUGUCAAGAUGUGGAAACUGACCUCAUUCCUCCUGUAGAGCACUGCAUCCGGACAAGGUGGACAGAUGCAUUUGUGGAUUGGAAUGACACAGAGCCUAUUCUCUGAAUAGUGGCAUUGUUUCAUGAUCACCAACAUAUGAAUGUCACAUUUGUGUUUUUUUCAUUUCUUAUAUUUAUCCAAAUAUUUCAGCAUUAUUAUUGAGACACAGUAUUGGACGAGGUUAAUUUGUUCUGCCAUUAUUUUACAUGACCUGACCAUAUAUCUUUAUCACUUUGUUUAAAAUAUGGACAGCUGCAAACUGGAAUAUGGCAUAUCAUAUCAACCAUAAAGCUUAAUCUAUCACAUAAAAAAUGAUAUGGUUUAGCUAUAAACAAAAGGUAACUCUGAAAAUGUAUAUGAACAUGAACAGGCUUGAAUAAAAACGUUUAAAUAUGAUGCUGGUGAAAUGCAACUUGGUGUAUUGACCACAGUGGCUUCCUCCUCCUUACCUGUACUUUCUACAUAUAGAUAUCACAGAUUGUUGUCCAAACGUGCAUCCUGAAAUAUUUUCACAUCAUGUCUUAACAGAUUUUUACAUGUUGCCUAUAAUCUUGUUUACUGUUACAUUUUUAAAUGGCCAUAAAUCAGAUAGCUGACAACUACAUGUGCACUCUUAAAAUGAGUUAAUUUGUUAAAUUGUACAGUAUUGUUUUCUUUGCUCUACAUGUAAUUCAGAUACAUUGUGGUGAGAUUGGAUUGAAUGCAUUUUGACUGGUGUGUGUUUGUGUGCAUCAGAGACAGACAAUGAUGAUAAAGGGCCUAGAAACUAUCUGUGACACUCAACAGAUAUACUUUGCUUAAAAUUGCCUUGAUCAAUUUUCACUUUUGACAGACCUUUCAUCUGGAACAGAUAAUAAAAUAAUG